UCGGUCCUGUCUUAUCUGGUUUUGAAUAAUAAAAGGAAGGAAAACUCAACUAGGACGUAGUGAGAUUUAGUCUCUAUGAAUCAGCAUCUGCUCAAUUUGUCACCAAACUUUUCCAUCCACAGCAUUUUUGUCACGUCAUUUACUGAAAAGCUGUCUCACUCAGGUUUUUGUUUCUAUUUCUCCUGCAUCGUCUAACUAUCGUCAUGUCCACCUCUCAUACUGGAAGGGUAUUUCGGGCCACUGAAGCUGGUUGUAAAUUAGAUUCACAUGACAAGCCACAUAGAAAAAAAAACUGUUUGCAUGAGGAAACUCUACUUCCUCUUUUAAGUGUGAAGAUCCUCCGGUGUGUUAAGAACAGCUGCACUUUCUUCUCAGGGAUAAAAUAACUUUGCUGAUUAUACGGCAACAAGAUGCACAUUCUUUGUGCAGUGUUGCUUUUGGCCUCUCUGGUCCACAGCCACUCAUCGUUUGCUUUAAAUAAAGUGUGGGAAGAGUGGAAAAUCAAACAUCACAAGGUUUAUGCUAAUCAGACUGAGAUCAUCUUCAGGAGAACAGUGUGGGAGAAGAACAUGAAACUAGUGCUGAGACACAACCAGGAGGCCUCAGCAGGAAAGCACAGCUUCACGCUGGGAAUGAACCACCUGGCUGACAUGACAGCCGAGGAGGUCAAUGAGAAGCUGAAUGGCCUGAAGUUGGAGGAGCCUGUUGGUUCAAGAAAUGACACCUUUAAGGACCUGAGUGGCUUAACAUUACCUAAGAGGGUAGACUGGAGGGAGGAAGGCCUGGUUAGUCCCGUCCAAAACCAAGGAUUAUGUGGGUCAUGCUGGGCCUUCAGUUCUAUGGGAGCCCUCGAGGGCCAGAUGAAGAAGCGGAGAGGUGUCCUCGUGCCCCUGAGCCCACAGAACCUGGUGGACUGCAGCACUUUUGAUGGAAACCGAGGCUGCAGAGGAGGUUACAUCUCUAAAGCCUUCAGCUACGUCAUCCGCAACAAAGGCGUCGACUCAGAGAGCUUUUACCCUUACGAACACCAGAAUGGGAAAUGUCGCUAUUCUGUCGAGGGAAAAGCCGGCUACUGCUCAGACUUCCACAUCCUUCCACGAGGAGAUGAGAUGACUCUGCAGGAGAAGGUGGCCACAGUGGGACCCAUUUCUGUGGCCGUGAACGCCAUGCUGCAAUCUUUCCACCUCUACAAAGGAGGUUUAUACGACGAACCCAGCUGUAACCCAAGGUUCAUAAAUCACGCAGUACUGGUUGUUGGCUACGGUACAGACAAUGGACAAGACUUCUGGCUGGUGAAAAACAGUUGGGGAACCGAGUGGGGAGAAGAAGGCUUCAUUCGAAUCGCCAGGAACAAGAAUAAUCUCUGUGGCAUUGCCACCUUUGCUGUCUACCCUACACUGUGAACAUGUGACCAGUCACCUGAAUCAUCUCUCAGCAGAGUUUAAGUUAUUUUAUUUAAUAUCUGAGAUUAGAUGUUUGUUUGUUUUCAUCAUUAAGUACAUUGUAGAUAUUGUGCAGAAAGGCUGCAAUAUGU
This is a messenger RNA of Thunnus maccoyii (southern bluefin tuna), 1534 nucleotides long. RefSeq names its product procathepsin L-like. The record is from RefSeq and is a predicted model, not a curated record. Bases 411 to 1403 code for a protein of 330 amino acids. Gene Ontology annotation, cellular component: lysosome. NCBI's taxonomy places the organism in Eukaryota, Metazoa, Chordata, Actinopteri, Scombriformes, Scombridae. The transcript is spliced from 8 exons. Gene Ontology annotation, biological process: immune response. Gene Ontology annotation, molecular function: cysteine-type endopeptidase activity.